Hypomesus transpacificus is the source of this 3030-nucleotide messenger RNA. It is a transcript of the gene abr, whose product is annotated as ABR activator of RhoGEF and GTPase. Gene Ontology annotation, biological process: positive regulation of GTPase activity; signal transduction. The coding region runs from base 70 to 1020 and encodes 316 amino acids. The transcript has 8 exons. The record is from RefSeq and is a predicted model, not a curated record. Gene Ontology annotation, cellular component: membrane. Lineage: Eukaryota; Metazoa; Chordata; Actinopteri; Osmeriformes; Osmeridae. Gene Ontology annotation, molecular function: GTPase activator activity.
GUCGCCCGGUAGAUCCGUACGUCCCCCCCCCCCCGGGGGCCAGAGGCUUGUGGCUGCGUCUCAGGGAGGAUGACCGAGAUCCUGGUGCCCGACGUGAACCUGAACUCGGUGUGCGAGCGCCUGGAGCACUGCUGCAUGGGCCAGCAGCAGACCCCUGCCAUCAAGAGACACACCAACACGGGGGCCAAGCUAUGGGGCCGCGUACGCAGCAAGCUCCUCAGACAAAAGUUGGACCCUCAGACAGUGCAGUCAAAGAACUGGCACAUGGACGUUAUAGAGAUGAAUGGGAUCAAAGUGGAGUUCUCCAUGAAGUUCACCAGCCGCGACUUGAGCCUGAAGAGAACGCCCUCCAAGAAGCAGAGCGGGGUGUUUGGAGUCAAAAUCAGCGUGGUGACAAAGCGCGAGCGCUCCAAGGUGCCUUACAUCGUCCGCCAGUGCAUCGAGGAGGUGGAGAAGAGGGGGAUCGACGAGGUGGGGAUCUACCGCAUCUCGGGGGUGGCCACCGACAUCCAGGCCCUCAAGGCUGCGUUCGACACCAAUACCAAAGACAUCCUGGUGAUGUUAAGUGACAUGGACAUCAACGCCAUCGCAGGGACUCUGAAGCUCUACUUCCGGGAGCUUCCGGAGCCCCUGCUCACAGACCGUCUGUACCCAGCCUUCAUGGAGGGAAUAGCUCUGUCUGACCCUGCAGCCAAGGAGAACUGUAUGAUGCACCUGCUGCGGUCUCUCCCUGACCCCAACCUCAUCACCUUCCUCAGCCUGCUGGAACAUCUCAAGAGGGUGGCUGAGAAGGAGCCCGUCAACAAGAUGUCCCUCCACAACCUGGGCACGGUGUUCGGCCCCACCCUGCUCAGGCCCUCCGAGUCCGAGAUCUCCAAGGCACACAUCACCACCGCCUCCGACAUCUGGUCACAUGACGUCAUGGCACAGGUGCAGGUGUUGCUGUACUACCUGCAGCACCCUCCUAUCUCCUUCGCUGAGCUGAAGCGGAACACUCUUUACUUUUCCACUGACGUUUAAACCCGUGGUGGGGGGGGGGGGGGGGAGACAGACGGACUCAACACUCACCACCCCCGGACACCCUCCAGCUCCUUUUAACUGUACAGACCCCCCACCCUCCUUCACGCCUCCUCCUUCCAGUUAAACAGGGAAACUGAGAGACACAUCAGGGGGGAGUGGAUACACAUAUUUCCCCCCCCCCUUCGCCCCCAGCUCCUACAGUCACGUCUUGUAUCCUGUUUUUAUGGGUGGAGAGCUCCUCCCAGAUCCACCCUCCGUCCUCCUGGAGGGGAGCAGGUCCACCCUCCGUCCUUCUAGAGGAGAGAAGGUCCACCCUCCGUCCUCCUAGAGGAGAGAAGGUCCACCCUCCGUCCUUCUAGAGGAGAGAAGGUCCACCCUCCAUCCUUCUAGAGGCGAGAAGGUCCACCCUCCGUCCUUCUCGAGGCGAGAAGGUCCACCCUCCAUCCUUCUAGAGGCGAGAAGGUCCACCCUCCGUCCUUCUAGAGGAGAGAAGGUCCACCCUCCGUCCUUCUAGAGGAGAGAAGGUCCACCCUCCGUCCAUCUAGAGGAGAGAAGGUCCACCCUCCGUCCGUCUAGAGGAGAGAAGGUCCACCCUCUGUCCAUCUAGGGGAGAGAAGGUCCACCCUCCGUCCAUCUAGAGGAGAGAAGGUCCACCCUCCGUCCAUCUAGAGGAGAGAAGGUCCACCCUCCGUCCAUCUAGAGGAGAGAAGGUCCACCCUCCGUCCGUCUAGAGGAGAGAAGGUCCACCCUCUGUCCAUCUAGGGGAGAGAAGGUCCACCCUCCGUCCAUCUAGAGGAGAGAAGGUCCACCCUCCGUCCAUCUAGAGGAGAGAGGGUCCACCCUCCGUCCAUAUAGAGGAGAGAAGGUCCACCCUCCGUCCUUCUAGAGGAGAGAAGGUCCACCCUCCGUCCUUCUAGAGGAUAGAAGGUCCACCCUCCAUCCUUCUAGAGGAGAGAAGGUCCACCCUCCAUCCUUCUAGAGAGAAGGUCCACCAUCCGUCCUUCUAGAAGAGAGAAGGUCCACCCUCCAUCCCUCCAGCCAGUGAGCCAAGGCCUGCUCCGUUACUCCACUCUCGUCUCCCUUUUUGUUCAGAGGCAUUCCAGAAAUAUGGCAUUUACAUAUUUUAUAAAUAUCAUUUGUUUAGUAGUUCUGUUUUUUUUAUUUGUUUUUGUUUUCUUUCCCCUCUGGCUUUGUGCAUGUGACUGAGGAGGGCUAUGUGUGAGUAUGUCUAAACAUCGCCAGAGCAUAUGUGUGUGUGUUGAUGAAGGUGAUGGAAGACAUCAGUAAGCCAUCGCAUUUCUCUGUGUGCUCGAAAGCACAGCCCUCCCCUCUGUAAUUCUUGGCCAAAAUUUGCCCUAUUUAUUAUAAAUAUAUAUAUUACGUGUGCCUGUACAGUCCAGUACAACUAGAGAAUUGCUCCAAGGAGUCAGUCAUUUGAAGUUUUCAGGUAGUGAUGUUUUUUAGCCUCAUUUUCUCAUUCACGGCCAAGCUGUACUGAAACGAUCACGGGAACAAACUAAAAAAAGUAUGAAUUCUAACAGUUGAUUCUGUAGUGUUUGAGAUGAGGGUUGUGGAAAAAUUCAACUAAUGAUGGAACAUUUGCUUUUUUUCUUGUCAUUCCAUUGCAAGCCUGUUCCGAGUGUCUUAUGACACCAGUAUAUUCUAUGUUAUGAUUUGUGUAGUUGCCCUCAUUGCAUGUUCAACUUGUCAAUCAAGUCAGGCUGGGUAACACAAAGGUAGGUUGACACUGCUGGUUUUCUGCUGGACCAUCAAUCUCCCAUUAGUGCUGUACAAAGCCAACCUUUCUGCUAUCAAGCCUGCUACAUAUCUUAAAUACGCACUGUUAGAUGAGUACUAUUUGAUAUUUUUAAUAUAAGAUGAAAAGAAAAUCAAAAAAUGUUGUAUUUUACUUCAUUUGAGAAGAACUUGAGUAUACUGUAUUAACAAGGGUAAAUGUACAUGUGAACUUUUUUCUUUUUAGUAAAAUAAAUAAAAGUGUACUGAAAUAUU